This is a messenger RNA of Lucilia cuprina (Australian sheep blowfly), 963 nucleotides long. RefSeq lists its product as uncharacterized. Lineage: Eukaryota; Metazoa; Arthropoda; Insecta; Diptera; Calliphoridae. The transcript has a single exon. The coding region runs from base 328 to 870 and encodes 180 amino acids. The record is from RefSeq and is a predicted model, not a curated record.
UGCAGAUUUUGGCAAGAACCACAAAACUAGUUAUAAACUCUUAUAAGGACGAGGACUACAACAACUAUAACAAAAGCGUUGUACUAGUUAAAUUGUCGAACAACAAAUAACCCACUACUCUUUAUAAAAACCACAAACAAAAACAUCCUGAACAAGAACAACAAAGAAGACGACGACAACAGCAGCACUAGAGUGAAAACAACAACUUUUUACCCACAAUUUACUAUCGCACAUUGUUUGUUUGUUUAUUUUUUGUAACAGAGAGUGUGUCUGUGUGUAAAUUUUGCUUUUGUUGCGUGUAAGAGAAAAUUUAACUCAUUUUCCAAAAUGAAUCUCGUAAUGGCAUCCGUGCUUUUGUUAGCCAUGUUGGCAUUUCAACCGACAUUGAUUUAUGGCACAAAGAACUUGGCAUCCGCUAGAAAUGGCGGCGGCAGCAGCAGUCGUUUGACUAGCAGCCUCAACAACAACAACCGUAAUAUUAGAUCCUCAAAAUACGGAAAGAGACACUCCACCGAACCCUUAUAUUCACCCGCAUUAUCUCCAACAGCGGCUAAAUUAGUCAUGUCGCUGGAAUCGGGUGAUGUAUUGGUGCGUUCAGCUAGAGGUGCUGCCACUGAUCAAAAUCAAAACCUCUCGCCUGCCAACGGAAACAAUGAUGGUAAACGUCAGAAAAAUAAUAAUAAAAAAUUAAACAAAAACUUAGCCUCUCAAGAGGGUGCGGCGGCAGCAGCAGGAGCCACUCCAUCAUCGUCGUCAUCCACAGCAACUUCCUCAAACAGACGUAAACAUUUGGAAAAGAAAUUUUCCGCAGCUUCAGGAUUAUCAGGCAAUCACAAAACAGCAACAGAAACAGCAUCCAAAUACCAAUAGCAAUAACAAUAAAGGCAAUAACAACAAACAACGUCAAAUGCUUAAAUCACAAAAUCACCAAAAUAAACGUUCAGGCGGUGGCAAACAAGCAAA